CCAUCAUAAAAUCGCCAGAUUGAUUGCUACUUACGCGGCCACUUGUCUAGCUUCUCGCAUACUCGUACUCGUACCCAGGCCGUUCCGUUGCGCGGCUAUACUCUGGUACCUAGCUGGCACAGGUACCUAUCUAGCCAGGCCCCAAGCUGGCUAUCAGCCCGUCGGCACGGUUCAACCCCGAACGGCCAAUCAAACCACUUUCCUCAAGCCCAAGCUCUCGUCGGGAGAUCCGAUCGGACGACAUCGCACUCAUCACGCUUCCGACCGAUCACGACGACCACGACGACCACAACCCACAGAACGGAUCAAAUGAAGUCAACACCGCUCUCCCAUCUCCACGUUGACGACGAGCUGCCACCCCUCGCAGCUCUGUUCCUCAUCCACUUCGACACGAAAAAGGGCUACACGAUCGAAUGGCACCAGACUGCGUCUCCUGACGUGGAUCUUGACGGCGUCGAAUUCAAGAGUUUGCCCUCCGGUCUCCAUAACCUCUCGGAGGACCUGGUGUACUUCGUCCACGGCGCGUAUGCGGGUCUGAGCGCGUUCCUGCAUGUCGAUGCAGGCGAAGAGGAGCGGGGCGCGCUCAUGAUCAGCGCAGGACUACUAGUCCCGCUGAGCUACGGACGCCUCGGCCGAAGCUGGAGACAUGCGGAGGGGUUGAAGCGGCUUGCUAGGAAGUUUACGGAGGACACCUCGUCGCAUACCGUGUUCGAGGAAUAUUACGAACGCCACAAGAUCAGAGAUACCGAGCCGUCGCUGCUGGUUGACGACUUGCCUACACUGAGAUCGCCGCAGCGACUACACCCAAGACAUACGCGCUCCCGCUCGAUAUCCGAGACUGGGGCCGUCCUGGUGCCGGGACAAACGCUGAGCCAGUUUCAUCCGGCGCUGUCGUUGGGUGAGUUCAUGGAUACUUUCGGCCCGCUGGUGUUUCCCAUCUACAGAGCUGCGCUCGCAAGGAAGAGGAUACUACUCGUCACCCAUGCGCCCGUUGAAAUGGCGUGUAACUUCGUCUACGAUAUAUCGAUACUGAGUAACAUCCCGCUGUCCGUGGUGGAUUUACUGUCAGUCGGCCCAGCGCGGCUGAAGCCGCUGUUCAAUGUGGGAGUCCACGACAUUCCACUGCUGGAGCACGAGGCGAAGACGCGUGCCGGUCCGUUAAAUCCCGACGUCGUCGAGGGCGAGCACGGUGCGUGGGUCGCAUGCACCACGGACGAGGUUUUAUGUAUCAAGCGCAACCUAUGGGACGUCGUGAUCCGGCUUCCGCCACAGCACGCAAAGUACGCGAAAGAGAAAGUGUGGCCUACAGCCGAACACAGCUCCGGCGUGCCGCUGCUCGCUACACAACGCGAUCUCCGUCGCUACCGCGCCCUCACGAAGAGUCUCAAGAACCGGUAUCGUCGGAAACAGUCGCUGUUCCUGGACGAUGAGGACGACGACGCGGGAAAUCCGAUCAUCCGUGCACCCGGAGACGUCGACGACGAUGACGACCAUGAACCGAACAAUAUCGAGGAGCUGUGCGAGAAACUCACCUGGCGGGAAAUUGCAUACUCGAGCUUUAUUUGGUGGGCGUCGGCGGGAGAGCAGCAGCGCUCCGAUGCAGAAGCCGAGGACGGGAGGCUGCUCAUGGACUCGCAGUUCGCGUACACGCCCACCACAGCACCAGACUAUGCUCAGCAGCAAAACCAACAGACGGAUGAUAGUGAUACGGAGCCGUUGCAAGCGACUACGUCCUCCUCCGCCUCACCGGAGCCGGUAGCACGCCGUAGACCACGUAGAGGCAGCCUACUCCGCCGGCGCAGCACCAACUUGCGACAAGAGGGCGUCGGUAGUGAGGAGAUGGAUGUAAUCGCCUACUUCCACCGGAUGACUCAACGGAUCUUUUCCGGGCUGGCAGACCGUCUUGACGAAGACGAUGAGAGGGAAGAGGGGGAUGAUGAUGAUGACGGAGAGGAGCUGGUGGACGACAAAACCACCGUUGUAAGCCUCGAUGAAGUAGAAAGAAUGGGUCUGGAUCGGUACUCGGAGGCCGACGUUGAGAUGCUGAAGGAGAUUGUUGUGCGCUGGUGGGGACGCGAGGUGGAGGUCGAGAAGGGGAGGUUACGAUGCUGUGGAGUUGAGUGCGGGUAGGUGCGGGGUGGUACGGGUGGGUAUUCUUAUGGGAGGCUUGGGGGCAUGUAGAUUUGCGUUUGCGGUGUGAUGUUCGUGCUUGAGGUUUGUUUGUUUACUUGAUUUUGCCGCGUUUAAUGUAUGCGAUGUUGGGUUGCGUUGGUAGUGGGCAUAAAUUAGCACUCACCACAGAUAUCUCUAGCGGGGGGCAUGUGCAGUGGCAUUUUGCUCGGGAGAGAAGACGAUGGCACGCUCGAUCGGCCAAUCGAAAGCUUGAUUGCAAUUGCAGUAGUUUAUGGGAGGGUUCAUUGGUAUCAGAUGUGUAGGUUAGUGGUCGCUGCUAGGUCUCGAGCUCAGGAUGUGGUGUUUAGGAACCGCGGGCGGUUGAAAAUUGAACUUCCACAGAGAUCCUAUAUAUGAAUGGUCUUCACGAGCGGCAUAGCAAUUUCACGGAUCAAUGCGCG
Messenger RNA from Tricharina praecox, 2573 nucleotides. RefSeq lists its product as uncharacterized. NCBI's taxonomy places the organism in Eukaryota, Fungi, Ascomycota, Pezizomycetes, Pezizales, Pyronemataceae. The transcript has 3 exons. The record is from RefSeq and is a predicted model, not a curated record. Bases 310 to 2130 code for a protein of 606 amino acids. Gene Ontology annotation, cellular component: lipid droplet.